AUGCGAUUUCUGACGACUUUGCUUAGGAAACAGUGCAGCAUUGAUAAAGACUAUUUGGAAACUUCCUCAGGAUCAGACACUGAACUGAGUUUUAGGCAACACAGAAACUCCAAAGACCAAAGAUACCCAGAAGAAUCAGAGAAUGACUGCAGCAUUGCAAAACGACGUUGUCGAGAGGAUCCUUACUGUUUUCUAGUGUACAAGAGCUUCCAGCGAGGAUGCCAGGCGGGUGCAGCAAAAUGCAGGCUCCCGAUCGUCAACCAGGAGUGUUUGUCAGCGUGGAAAGAACUGAGGAAAACAGUGCUGGGAGAGUGCAAGUGCUCAGAGCCACUUCAGAUGAGAUGUGUUAAAAUAUGGAAGGGAAUAUUUAACAACCCUUGUUUACAGUACUCUGAAGAGAGCCAAGCCUCAGCAGCUAGUGAAAAUUAUGAUGAUGACGAUGAUAACGAUGAUGACGAUGAUGAUGAUGAUGAGAAAAGUCAGGACAGUGACACAGACAAUAUUAGAAUGGAAACUAAAUUACAAUGGAGUUUAUCUACUCUCUCCAAACAAGCAUACACAGCGAACAGAACCUGUUUGGAUGUGAACAAGGAGUGUGUUGAAGAUGAAGUAUGUAACAAACAGUUGUCCCUGUACCUUAAGGUUUGCUCAGUAAAUAAGAAGUGCAACAUGGAAGAAUGUCAAGCAGCCAUAAGGUUCUUCUAUCAACACAUGCCUUUUGAAGUUGCCCAAAUGAUGACAUUUUGUGAAUGUACCCAGCCUGAUGAAUCCUGCCACAGAGCCAAAGAACUUCUGCAUGGCAAGCCCUGUGCAGUUACUGCAGUUCCACCCCCAUCAUGUCUGAACGUAAUCCACACGUGUGAAGAGAACGAGUUGUGCAGGAAAAAAUACACAAAUUUUUGGUCCAAGUGUUGGAGACAUGUGACAAAAAAAUGCUACGAUGAUGAAGCUUGUCUUGAAACUUUAAUCAAGGGUGACAUGCCCUGUUCUGCAAACACUGAUUGCAAAGCAGCCUAUAUUAGCAACUGGGGCACAAUGCUGCGCGUGGAGUGUACCUGCCAGAAUUUACCUCCCAUGAAGCAGUCUUUGUGCAAGCUCUUCCAUCACAUGCUUCACAGCAAAUCCUGCUACAGUGAGUUACGUGAAAUUUCCAUUACGAAGAAAGGUUUUCAUUGGGUGAAUACAGAAUUGCCAGGACAAAAGUCUUCCAGAGCACAGCUCCAUUCUUCUUCAAUUAAUGGUGAAACAGUCUACAUUAUUGCCUAUUCCUCCUGCAUAGUUCUCAUCCUAGGAAUAGUCCUGUUGACUCUCCUAAAGAUCAGGCAAUACCCGAAGUGCCUAAUUCUCCCCAUGAACUGUACUGGGAGUCACGGUCCCUAACACAUCACUCUGGAUCCCACUUUCUGGCUAUGAAUUCUGGAUUUCUCCCCGUAGCUGAGUUGUUUUUCUAGAUUUAAGCUACUAUUUACUAGCAAUUGGUUGUCUUUG
Eurypyga helias (sunbittern) is the source of this 1488-nucleotide messenger RNA. RefSeq names its product GDNF family receptor alpha like (gene GFRAL). Bases 1 to 1380 code for a protein of 459 amino acids. NCBI's taxonomy places the organism in Eukaryota, Metazoa, Chordata, Aves, Eurypygiformes, Eurypygidae. The record is from RefSeq and is a predicted model, not a curated record. The transcript has 8 exons. Gene Ontology annotation, cellular component: signaling receptor complex; external side of plasma membrane. Gene Ontology annotation, molecular function: signaling receptor activity. Gene Ontology annotation, biological process: nervous system development.